Micropterus dolomieu (smallmouth bass) is the source of this 1369-nucleotide messenger RNA. Its product is annotated as sterile alpha motif domain-containing protein 5-like. Gene Ontology annotation, molecular function: protein binding. The record is from RefSeq and is a predicted model, not a curated record. The transcript is spliced from 3 exons. Lineage: Eukaryota; Metazoa; Chordata; Actinopteri; Centrarchiformes; Centrarchidae. The coding region runs from base 804 to 1334 and encodes 176 amino acids.
CUGUGCGACAGGUUUACCACGCGUGUUCGUCUCGGACCAACUUUAGCCAAGUCGGUGGGAACCUGGUGACCCACUGAAUGCCCCGAGGCGGCGUGACAAGUUGGCAGAGGGGGGAAAAGGACACGCAUCACUAUUUUUAAAUGGGUACAGUGAGAUUUGGGGGGCGUGGACGUACCAGCAGCAGCGAGCGUGUUGGCUCUUGGCUGCAGUUCCAGUGUAGUGAUGUGCCGGCUUGAAGAACUGGACUACGCGUAGACGGAGCGGUUGGACGCGUAGCCGUACGGUGGCAGUCAAUCGUCGGGUGCAGACUUAAUCUCAUUUUUAAGCCCGUUUGGCAUUGUUUCGAUAGAUUUCUUCAACGCGUUGCCUAAGCGGUGAAAACGUUUUCUAUUUAAGAGGCAGCAGUUGUGCGUAACGGCCGAAAUCUGGGCGAGCAGCUAUUUGAAUGACAAUAGUUUGAGGCAACUGCUUCCUUAUUUGUUUAAGGAAGCCUAAUUAUUGAAAGUGACUGCGCAUGGUGUUACAGUCUCACUGACUGUGUCAGACUGAGCCUUUAAUUCACUUACGGCUCUGUUGUUAUGUCUUUAAACACCGCGGACUCCUAAGGCUGGGGAUGGUCACCAAACCUUUGGUAUGGAUUAUCCAAAAAAUGUUUAAUCCAGUUUACUUUACUUUUCUUAUACUCAGUGAAAGCGUACACUAUCAACCACCUUUAUAAUGCGUUUGAAACGCCAAAUUGGAAAGUAAUUAUCACUUUAGUGUCUUCUUCUCUCCGAGUUGUAGCCGAUCUGGCAACAGCAACAAUGACGAGCAACGGACCUGUCAUCGUCUACGAGUGGCUGAAGACCCUCCAGCUUGCUCAGUAUGUCGAGUCUUUUGUGGAUAAUGGAUAUGACGAUCUGGAGGUUUGCAAGCAAAUAGGAGACCCCGACCUGGAUGCCAUUGGCGUCUAUAUCCCUCACCACCGGCAGAGGAUUCACGACGCAGUGAGGAGGCUGAAAGAGGAAGCCCAAGAGACGGCUAGUGGACUGUACUUCACCCUGGAGCCGAUGCCCCCCGCAGCCGAGAUUUAUACCAGUCACAUGGUGGACCAGUACGAGUCCAAACUGCGGGGAUCCAAGUCAUGGACCGAGCACAACAGUGACCGGGUUGGGCGCAACGGUGGGUACGUGGGCGCGCAGAGGAACCUGACGCUGGGCAACAGGAGGGAGCUGGUGAUUUACCCCAAGCUGAAGCUGAAGAUCAUGAUCAGGGAUAAGCUCAUCAGAGAUGGCAUCAACCUCGGCAAGCCGCCCUACUCGAAUAAGAAGUGUGAGUGGUUGCUGUCACAGUGAAUGAUGGGAAUGAAGUUGCUGCAGAUCAAUAAGCA